Molecule: messenger RNA, 1290 nt
Organism: Saxophila tyrrhenica
Lineage: Eukaryota; Fungi; Ascomycota; Dothideomycetes; Mycosphaerellales; Extremaceae
Exons: 2
Coding region: 1-1290 (429 amino acids)
Source: RefSeq, a predicted model, not a curated record
AUGUUGUGGCCGAACACCAGCAGUUCUAAUACUGCAACGCCAAAGCCAAUGUUGAGGUGGCUAGAAGAAGUACCAAGGCUUGACAAGUAUAUCCCUCACUGGCCAGAGCAGAGUGCGCCGCCUAUCCUGUCGUUUCAGCCAAGAGACUGUCACGAUGAAGCAUGGUCAGGUCCGCUGAUGCUUUGUCCAAACCCUGUUCCCCGCGAAUGGAUCGACUGGUACCACCAAGCGCCUCCUGAGGGUGGUGAGCGUUCCAUGAGAUACUUAACGGUGCAGAACCGGCAUGAAUGGGACGAUCUAGACACACCGUUGGCAUACGAGCCCUGGAUGUGCUAUUGGUUACGCCAAUUGGCUUUGUAUGGCCUGUCUACAACCAACAGCAACACGUUCGCCCAAAAGUGGAGAGCGUUCCAAGAUAGAUACCUUGGCUGGAGAGCAGCUGAUGCGCGCAAUGUGGGAACGGUUGAUACAGGGCGCCCUUCAUCCUAUAUGGGGAUUCCAAGCAAUUUUUCGUCGACCGAAGAGGCCACCCUCGUGCGCAUGAAAGCCGACAAUCCUGACGUCAUUACCAGGGAUAUAAACGCGAAGCUACCAACCCCACGAGACACGGCACAGCUAUACAACAGAUGGCGCUACAUAACCAAGGGGCUCCACGAGUCGCCUUUGGCGCCAGCGCAAUCAUCAUUGAGUGCUCGGCCGGUGUGUCAUGCCCCUGGCCGACUGCAAGUGGACAGCCGAUUAGUAACUCAAUCUGGACUGCUCGAGCACCCGACUCCGCUAGGACGUUCGUCGUACUCAGCCAAUGGCCAGCAUAGCGAAGACUCUAGCCAGACUCAAUAUGCCUUCCAACAGCAAAACGGUCGCAUCACUCUACCACCACUUUCCGACGAGCCACUCCAGCCUGGCAUGCUCCGUGUUGGAAACCUACGAGCGCUGCACCGGGCCUCAUUUCCGACUCAAUCACAGUAUGCCAUUGCUUCCGCUCCUUUCCCAGGAGCUGCUACCGCCGAAGGUGGGCUUCCGUCACUUCAGCAGGUAUUAGAAGACCUUGACGAAAGUCCCGAGCUGCCUGGAGCCGCACCGGUGUCGGACGAGUCGCACGAUCAUAACCGAGCAUCUAGAGGACAUCUCACAUUUCCACGCGGCGGCGGAAAUGCCCGGAGACCAUGCCAGGCGUCUUCAGACUCGAGAAACCCUAUUACUGGGACUGUACCUAGAACGGACAGGAGUACAAGCGGCACUACCUACGGUGAUAUCUCAAAACCGCAAGGGCAAGGAGCUAGCGCGUGA